Molecule: messenger RNA, 651 nt
Organism: Lepus europaeus (European hare)
Lineage: Eukaryota; Metazoa; Chordata; Mammalia; Lagomorpha; Leporidae
Product: collagen alpha-1(I) chain-like
Exons: 1
Coding region: 1-651 (216 amino acids)
Source: RefSeq, a predicted model, not a curated record
AUGCCUCACCAAUGUCCCGCCCACGCUGCUCCGAGCGCUCGCUGCAGCCCGCUGCCGCCGCCGCCGCCGCCGGGGCUGCCGGGGGCGAGGCUCGGUGGCGUGGGGCGGUCUCCUAGCAACUCGGGCCUGGGAGCGCGCCCAGCGCUCCGGGCAGGUUGGGAGCCCCCCGGGGCGGGGAGGGGAACGGGGCAGGACCACGCCAACCCCCCACCCCCCGGCCCGCCGCCGGCCUCGCCUCCCUGGCGUCCUGGCCGGCUGCACGCCCCCCGAGCGCGCCAGCUGCCCGGGCUCUGGGCGGCGGACGCCCGGGCCGCGCACUGGAGCCAAGGACCAGGGCACGCAGCCCCCGCCCCGCGAGGCUGGGCUCCCGCACCCCCCGGCAGAACCUCCCCGCCUGCGCUCGCGGCCGUGCGCUCCACUCGCGGCCAGGCAGGGCGCGGCGAUGGCUCGCGCGGAGCCUGCGGGCGUCGGCAGGCGCUGCUAGGGUGCUCCCGGAGCCGCCUCCCCGGCUGCUGGCGCCCGGAGCUUCCUCCCUGGCCCGCCGGGCCGCGGGGCUGCACGCCCGGGGACGUGGCCUCUCCUGCCCACCUGUGGAAGGAGCUCGCGCCGAUGGCUGCGCCCUCCGGCCUCGCAGGCGUCCCCUCCCACUAA